This is a messenger RNA of Lolium perenne, 843 nucleotides long. The record is from RefSeq and is a predicted model, not a curated record. Lineage: Eukaryota; Viridiplantae; Streptophyta; Magnoliopsida; Poales; Poaceae.
ACACCCCUGACUUUAACUCUAUAUGGUGCUCCUGAAAGAAUGAGUGAAUCCACUUGCUUAAAGUGUGUGAAACUUCUUGUCGAGGCUGGUGCUGAUGUCAAUUGUACAAACCCUGAGACUCCACUGGCGAUAGCAACUUUCAAAGGCUUAACUAGUUGUGUUGAGUACUUGUUGGAGGUUAGCAGAAAUGCUAAUCUUCCAGUAAACCAUGAUAAGUCAAGUGAGAAAGAUAGCAAGGCCCAGCUGAAAUCACAAGGUGCAAAAGCAGUUGAGGGGAAGAACUAUGCCACCGCAUUAAAAUUCUAUUCUGAGGCAAUCAAGCUGGAUCCUGCAGAUGCAAUGUUGUAUUCAAACAGGAGCCUGUGCAAUCUAAAGUGUGGAGAAGCACAUGACGCUUUGCUUGAUGCCAAUGCUUGCAUAAGUCUGCGUCCUGAGUGGAAUAAGGGUUACUAUCGGAAAGGAGCUUCCCUCAUGUUGGUCCUGGAUUACGAAGAGGCAUCUGAUGCAUUCUUGGCUGGAGUGAAACUGGAUCCUAAAAAUAAGGAGAUGAAGAAAGCGUUUUGGGAGGCAGUUGAGGCGAUGCGGAAGGAACAUUCUGAACGAAGUCUUUACACAGUUGAUUAGUUCGGGGAUGUCCAUGCUGGUUCCUGUAUUUUCCUUUAGAAUACUCGUGCCGUAUAUCUGGAAAAGAUAAAAUCACGUCCAUAGUACGUUUGGUGGAGACGGCGGCGAAUUCGUUUGGAUUUGGGAGCAAGCUUCGAUACCUCAGAUUGUUAGUACUGCCAUAGACGUAUGCUACUUUUCAUGUCCUCUCCGUGUGCUUAAACACAAUACUUCAGUAUU